AUGGACGCCUCAAACCAGAACCAAGGCCAGCCUCCGGUUGCGCCUCAGGCUCAGCAGCUCCCAGAUGCCAGCGCGGCCGCUGCGAUGCCUCCCGUCGACGCUGGCGCCAACCUCAACGGCAACGGUAUUCCUCAGCUACCAGAUCAUCUCCUCGGCUCAAUGAACCCUGAAGCCAUGGCUGGCAUGAUGCCUGAUCCCUCACUCAUGGCGGAUCCCACCAUGUUGGCGGCCAUGCAGAUGCCUCUAGCAGACCCCUCAGCCUUCAUGAUGCAGCCUGGAAUGGCCAUUCCAAACGGCCAGCCUCACGCCUUUGGUGUCCCUGUGGCACCGCCUGCCACGGUCAGCGCUGAUGAGAUUGCUCUCUAUGAUCGCCAGAUCCGCCUCUGGGGCAUGGCCGCCCAGGCCAAGAUUCAAAGCGCAAACAUUCUCCUCAUCACCAUAAAGGCUCUCGCCAACGAGAUCGCAAAGAACCUUGUCCUCGCUGGCAUUGGCUCUCUCACCCUCUUGGACGGUGCCGUCGUCACCGAAGCCGAUCGCGGCUCCCAGUUCUUCCUCGCUGAUGAUGACAGCAUCAUCGGCCAGAACCGCGCUCAGGCUGCGAGUGCCGCCCUCCAGAAGCUCAACCCUCGUGUUCGUGUCCACGUCGACACAGAAGGCGUCAAGACAAAGGGGCCCAGUUACUUUGCUGGCUUCGACAUCGUUAUUGCCACUGACCUUGACCCCGAGUCAUUCAACAUCAUCAACACCGCCACCCGCCUGAACUGCAAGGCAUUCUACGCCGCUGGUUGCCACGGUCUCUACGGAUUCAUCUUCAGCGAUCUCAUCGAGCAUGACUAUGUCAUCCAGCGUGAUCUCGGAAACGUACCAACCAUCCCUGGCCCCGAGACACGCACUCGCACCAUCGUCGACGUCCAGACCCGCAAAGAGGGCCCCAAGACAAUCGAGUCCGUCACCAAGCGCGAGCUCUAUUCCACAUGGUUCCUUGCCAGCGAUGUUGGUGGUCUUCCCGAAGAAUACACCCAGUCCCGCCGACGACUCAAGAGCGUGACCCCUGCGCUCUCGUGUCUCCGCGCCCUAUGGGAGUUUAUGCAGAUCCAGGGCGGCCGCGUCCCCAGCAAUCGCGAUGACCUUAAGAUGUUCACGCAGAUUGCCACCCAGAAGCACAAGGCCCUCGGCCUCCCCAGCGAGACCCUCCGUCCAGAGUUUCUGCGCAGCUUCCUCCAGAACCUCGUCAGCGAGAUCUCCCCUGUCGCCGCCAUUCUCGGUGGUCAGCUGGCUCAGGAUGUCAUCAACGUGCUCGGCCAGACGCAGCAGCCCAUCCAGAACAUGGUCGUCUUUGACGGUAACACCAUGGAGGGCCUCAUGUACCCUCUGCACCCCGAGGGCUCCCUCGGCUCCGGACUCCUCACCGAUCACCAGGUGCCCAACGGCGGCGCCCCCAUGAUGCUUCCCACAGGCAUGGAUGCCUUGCCCAUGGGCAUCGACCCAACCGCGAUGGGCGCUCUGCCUCACCACAACAAUCCCAUAAUGAUCCCCGGUGGGCUGCAGAACGGCAUGGGCCUUGCCAUGCAGGACGCUGCCAUGACCAACCCUACGCAACAGUUCAACCCUGCGCAGGCUCCCCAGCAGCCACCUCAGCAGGACCCUCAACAAGCCCCCCAGCAGGCAGCACCGCAACCCGCAGCAGCCACGGCUGAGCAGCCUGCCCAGGAGGCACCGGCGAACCCUGGCAAUGCGGGCGCAAACUAG
Messenger RNA from Fusarium falciforme, 1749 nucleotides. Its product is annotated as ThiF domain-containing protein. Gene Ontology annotation, molecular function: SUMO activating enzyme activity. Gene Ontology annotation, biological process: protein sumoylation. NCBI's taxonomy places the organism in Eukaryota, Fungi, Ascomycota, Sordariomycetes, Hypocreales, Nectriaceae. Gene Ontology annotation, cellular component: SUMO activating enzyme complex; cytoplasm. Bases 1 to 1749 code for a protein of 582 amino acids. The transcript has 2 exons. The record is from RefSeq and is a predicted model, not a curated record.